UGGUGCAGAAAAGCUGAGUGGUCUAUAUGGGGCAAUGCGUGUCUCGUAAGGCGGGCGCUGUUAUCGCAGCAUCGUCGUACCGAAUCAUGGACAAGCCCGCCAAGAAUCAGAGACAUGGAUUAUCGACAUGGAUUCCGCUAUAAAGAGGACAAUGAUAUGGAGAACGAUAAAGAUUGCGCCACCAAUUUCUAUUUCACUUCGGACGACAGCAAAGUCGCUUCGAAGAGAGGCGCGCCACAAACACGAGGCACCGCGAUAUCCUUCGGCUUCCGGCGUCGGUCCCGCGGAGACGGGCACCACCAGCCGAUAAAAAGCUACGAGGAAGACCUGCCACCUCGCUCCAAAUCCCUGGGCCCGGAGCAGGUGCGAAGACGACUGGACGAGGAUGACCGCCACCAGCGAGUCCAGAGCGCCUCGUCAGGUCGCUCAACACCGCGCCUCGCGCCUCCGAAAAAAGAGAUCGUCGGCAAUGUCAGGAUGAACCGGUUCGGGUUCCGGCAGCCUCAGCCCGGCAGGUACACCGACAAAGUCGCGGACUGCGCCAGCCACAGCGCCAGUCACUUCAACCAGGAAAAAUCUCCUCAUCACCAACAACAACAACAGCAACAACAACAACAACAACAAAAACAAGAGCGUUCAAGAACCAGCCAGCCUCCUCCAAAGCUUCGGCCCUCUCCAGUGAAUAACCCUCCGGCUUACAACUCAGUCCCGAGCAACUUGACUGAGACUAACCGCAUACCCAGGGUGACCAGUACCAAUGCUAAUAACAUUCCAGAACCGGUUAGCAAGUACACUCUGCAUACCAGCCACCUUCCGUUGCCUCAGUACGCGGUUAGAGUGACCGACGCGAACUCCAAGAUCGCCAAGACAGUCGCUAAUCAAAACAGAAAGGUCUCGACAGCUUCUAAAAGCUCCGCGGGCUCGCAGUCCGGGUCCGGGACUGAGGAUUCUGGGAUCGGGAGUGGAUGUCAGCCUGGGUAUCUUAUAGAUCACGAGAUGUCCAUGCUGGAUGUCAACCCUGGAGCAUCCUCGGUGAGGAGGAUCCAGGUCAGGCCCAGAAAUUUAAGGAUGGUCGUUAAUGGAAAGAGCUUUGAUGUGAGAGACGUCGAUGAUGACAACACAGUCACCGAAAUCUCGGUGAUUCCUUUACCAAAGGCGUUCGCUAGUGUGAACCUCAGCACGGGGCUAGUAAGAGAACGGACCAGCCAGUUCCACCAGAGGAUAGCUAAUAACAAGGACAACAGGUACUGCACUACAGAGUCCAUCACCUCGAUGUCAACAACUUCUUCUGAAGGGUACGACGAGGGACUGGGUGAAGAAAAGGUUUUUAAAGAUCGCUCUCGCUCUGAGAAAGUCCCCUCGAUUAAAUCCGACUUCAGUCCACCUAGCUCAGACGACCCAGAGUACGGCCACGGCGAGGCCAUGGCUGAUGAGUACUCCUUCAGCUCCAGUGACGAGUGUCGCGCUAAUCAGCGUCUCAACAACCAGCGGGUUAAUGCUGUGGCUGCUACUCAAGUUGCGGGCUUGAAUGUGCAAAAGAAUUCUCUGCGCUCGGUGAUGCUCACUAUUGAAGAUCCCGCCUUCGCGGCGGCUGCAGCUUCUUCUACUACUCUUAUUGAUGAUGAGACCUCCCCGGUUGAUAGUUUGGUGGACAGCCUUACGGCGAGUAUCACUCAGUCGGAUGGACAAGCUUCUAAAAGGGAAAAGAUUCCGGAUAAGGUGAUCGGGAAUGUUGAGGAUGAUUCGCCGGGAACUCCGACUAACGCUUCUAAUUCGCUUAGUUUGUCUGAGGGCAGGGAGUACUUUGAUGAUGAAAUUGCGGAUCAGCCUGGGUUGAUUUUUGAUGAUACUACCAGGGUUGCGCAAGAAAAUCUUUCUGGGAGAGUUAGUCGACAAGUUACCGACAGUAGCAAUACUUUGAUGGAACCUGUUAAUAAGACGAAUUCAGUACAAGGAAAACACAUUGAAAACAGUCCACUAAAUUGCCGAAGAAUCAGCAGAACUGGAAGUGUUGACACUCUGUCACCCUGUGAAUCAAUAACUUCUGAUGAUUUAAUGCUGGACUAUGAACGUAGUGAAACCAGCUCUUUUGAUGAACCUCAUCGAAGAUUUGAAUCAAGUCCAGCGAUCCACGAAAUGGACGACGCGACAAUCCUCUCGGAGCUCGAGGCCCAGGGCGAGGAAGUGAUGAGAGAGUGGUCGUCACUCCUGGGGACUCAUCCCCAAAUUUCAAACUCAAAUUUGACCAACAACAACUUGGUCCCCAGCAACAACACCAACAUCAACCAGCAAAUCUCCGAAUCUGGUGCACUUAUUAAGCGAGUGAAGCAAUUGCAAAUCGAGGAUGAGGAGGCUACGGCGAUGGCCUCUAAUCCAGAAGAUAAAGGCGCCAAGAGACGUGUAACGUUGAUUCCGCGGGUUAAAGUGUCUGCGAAUCCCGGGGUGGUAAAUAGAACCACAGUUGACCUAAAUAACUUGCAAAUAAGCGAUAAUGCCGAGGGAAAAGAUUCCGGAUUGUCAUCCGAGAGCACGACGCCGACCGGUGGGUCCCCGCCUCCAAGACACUCAAAAUUAAUAGCGACUUUAUCAGCCGCUAAUCGGGGCAAAGUUGACCCAAGAAUCGGAAGUGCAAGAACUUCUAGGCUGUUGCGCAGCAGAACUGGCACCGACUCACCCCGUUCUUUGGACAGCGUAAGAACACGACAGGUUCCCAGUCCUUUCAGGCCGGUGUUAACAGCUAACGGUCAAUCCCCGAGUCUUGACUCUGGCGACGAAGGAAGCCCCAGGCUAGAGCGAUGUAAUUACCAGCAAGACAUCGUUUACAUCAAGACCGGCACCGAUUCAAGCGGCUUAUUAUCAAACGGAGCACUAAAUAUUGCCGACGAAUUGACUGACUUACGUAGACAAGUAAUAUUCCUCCAAGGACAAUUAGAAGAUAAGGACAGAGCGAUACAAAAUUUGCAGCUGCAAGUCGCUAAGCAGCAGGACUUGAUAAACAGCGUGGACUCUCAAAAUAGCAGUGUUUCGUAUGGUAGUUCCACGAAAGACAUGUCUAACGCUGCUACUCAGACUGAAAAGAUUCGUCCGAUAUCAGCAGGACCAUCAUUAUUGCAAGGAUUUCCGCAAGACAAUGGCAUGGGGCCUCUCGUUAGCAAUGGUACGAGUAGCAGUAGCACUAAAAUUAAUCGGAAGAUUGAACGCCCGCGAACAAUUAGGCCCCGCCAGGAACAAACUCAACCAUCAAAUCGUUUACUUAAUGGCAAUAGUAGUAUUACGAACUCUAUCAACCUAAACAAUAACGGAGUCGCUGAGCUAGAAAAAGAAAAAUCUCAAAUCCAACCGAAUUCUGUAGUGAGAAGAAUAAUCAAGCCCCGUGACUCCGCGAGCCAAAUAAUCGACGACGAAUUCACUAAAGACAAGUCUGAAGCACCCAAAUCAUGCAUACCCGCGCUGAAAAAACCGACGCCGCGAGUCACGAGGCAGACAAAAAUAUUUCCA
Molecule: messenger RNA, 3498 nt
Organism: Cotesia congregata
Lineage: Eukaryota; Metazoa; Arthropoda; Insecta; Hymenoptera; Braconidae
Source: the annotation of a GenBank genome assembly